UUGCUACAUUAUUCAGGCCGAUGCACAAGUGGGAACUAUAUUGUUUCUUCAUAAACUAUGCGGAACCUAUUUACUGGGACACGUGGCUCCGUGGAUUAGAUGAUUUCUUGACUUGGUGUCUGGUCUACUUCGAGUUGAGGCAAGCAAAGUGUGAGAUGGCAGUGCCAGCGGCCGGGGGUGUCGACCUCAGUCGGAAAUUUGUGUCAGAGACCGAGAUCGAGGAGAAAAGGAAGCAAAGACAGGAAGAAUGGGAAAAAGUUAGGCAGCCAGAGGACCCAGAGAAGGCUCCCGAGGAAGAGUAUGAUGGGCGUUCACUGUUUGAGCGGCUACAGGAGCAGAAGGACAAGAAGCAAGAGGAAUACGAUGAGCAGUUUAAAUUCAAGAACAUGGUCAAAGGCCUGGAUGAGGAUGAGUCUCACUUCUUGGAUGAGGUCUCCAGGCAACAGAGCCUGGUGGAAAAGCAACGCAGAGACGAGGAGCUGCAUGAACUAAAAGAAUACAGAAGUGCUCUGAAAAAACUGGCAUCUAGUGAGAUUCGGAAGGAGCCCGAGAGGAGGGCGGGUCCUAAACCAGCAGAGGUCAAGACUAGUCACCUGUCCCAGGCACACCUGUUGGCUGGGGCGUUCAAGCGACGCAGCUCUUCACAGUCCUCAGACAAUAGCAAGAAACAGAAGGUUGAGGAGUCUGCAGCAGGGAAUGGGGGCCGGACAGAGCAGGAGGCGGGCAGAGGUGUGGUUGAGCAGGGCUCCACAGUAAAGACCGGUGUUCUCCACCUUCCAUCGGCCGCCGUGUGUGUGGGCAUUCUGCCGGGCAUGGGAGCCUACUCCGGCAGCAGCGACUCGGAGUCCAGCAGCGACAGCGAAGUUUAAAUCCCUGGCAGCCUAACCUGAUGACAUCCCCCUGUGGCUGCAGCUCUGCUAUUGGCCAAGGAAACAGUGACUGACAGCUGUGGAUCAAGGACAAGACUGCUAGACUGUCACGUCACAUUCAUACCUUAGACAACAUCAAGAAAGCGAGCCAGAGCUUAGUCUCACACGCAAUGUAUAUGGAAAUGCUUUUCCUUUUAGUUUUUUUUGUUUGUGUCAGUGCGAAUAAUGCUGGAUUUUAAUGGAUUUCUUUCUCUCCAUGAAAAUGUGGCUUUCAUCAUGGGAUGAUCAAGGCUUGGGUAGAAGAAAAUAAAACGUUUUUCUGUUUUCUUUGUUUAUUUGGUGUAAAGAGUCAGCCUGGUCUCCUAGACAUAGUAACAUAGUAAACUAAAAUCUGCGACACUCAAAUUAGUAUAUGUUACAUUUGAUGUGGUUAAAUAAGACAAACUAAAGGAGGGUGGAUGAGUGGGUGUAUAAUGUCAAUGUCUAGCAACCCAAAGGUUGCCUGUUCGAAUCUCAUCACGGACAACUUGAGCAUUUUAGGUAAUUUACAACUACUUUUUUUCUAAUUCCUAACCUUAACCCCUACCCUAGCUGAUGUUAGCCACCUAGCUAACAUUAACCACAUCAAAUUGGAAUUUGUAACAUUGUACAAAUUGCAAUUCGAAACCUAUCACAGAUUGUAAUUCGGAACAUAUCAUACGAGAUGGAUGAUGGAUAUCCACAAAUGAAUACAUACCUAACAUACUAAUUUGAGUGUCCCGGAUGUUUGUUUACUAUGUUACGUCUACCCCUGAGUACAGGUUGAAAGAGUUGGUGUAUGUGAGUGCAUGAAUGAAGAUAACUGGAACGAAAUACAGUUUGAGUAAAUUGGAAUUGA
Messenger RNA from Oncorhynchus keta (chum salmon), 1746 nucleotides. It is a transcript of the gene psme3ip1, whose product is annotated as proteasome activator subunit 3 interacting protein 1. The transcript is spliced from 9 exons. The coding region runs from base 21 to 869 and encodes 282 amino acids. Gene Ontology annotation, cellular component: nucleus. Lineage: Eukaryota; Metazoa; Chordata; Actinopteri; Salmoniformes; Salmonidae. The record is from RefSeq and is a predicted model, not a curated record.